AAGCGAGGAAGAGUCCCGAGUUGGCUUGGCUCGCACCUUAUCUAUCUCUCCGCUUAUCUCUUCUCAAUUCUUCAAUCGACCAGAGAAAGCGUAAUCUCUAAAACCCUAAACCCAUCUCUUCCCCUCUCUCUCCAAGCCGGGUAAGGUAGAUAUAUCUACCUCGCAGUAGCAGUAAUGGACGCCAAGGUGGAAGCAGCAGAGACAACGCCGUACGCUUCGAGACCUUCAGAUGAAAACUCUGCUCCCCCCGCCCCCCCCGCCGCCGCCGGUGGUGGCGAUAGUGUUGGCGAUGAGGUUGGCUUUCUGAGUGGCGAGGAGUUCGAGGGCGCGUCCGAUAAGCCUAUGAGUGUGAAGGGGAAUCUCGAGAAGGUCAGUGUUGUUGGAGUCGAUAAUUCUGGUCCCUCGGACGUGGGCUCAUUGGUUUCUCCGGUGUCCGAGAGUGUCCCGGACGAUGAGAGGCCGCCGAGUUCGGAGGUCGGUGGAGAUGGGGAAAUUCACGAAAAGGGUGAUCUUGGAAGGGGUGAUCCUGUUUCCCCUGAGGUUAAUUCGCCCUUAUCUCCGAUGUCAAAGGGUCCUUCCAAUGAAGUUGGUGUUUCUGAGGAGGAGACGUUUGAGGAUGCUAGGGAUGGUGAGCUUGAAAAUGUGAGUGUUGGUGUUGGAGAGAAGGAGGCAUCGGGAGAAGGAGCUUUGGAUGAGAAACCAGAUUCUGAUGAAAUUGGGGAAGAGAAGGUUGAUCAGAUUGGCCAUGUUGAGGACAGUGGCAAUGAACUUCAACCUGGCAAGUCUACCGAGGAGGCAGAAGUGACAUUGAGUGGCGAAGGAGGUUCUUUUGUGGAUUCUGAUGAAAUUGGGGAAGAGAAGGUUGGAAUAACUGAAAACGAAGUAAAGGGUGUGGAAGAAACGGAUGGGCCAAAGAAUGAUGCGACUGAUGCUGAGGUGAAAAGGGAAGGUGGUUUGGCAAUAGACAGUGAAACCAGAGAGAAAAAGAGUGUAUCUACUGAAAAAGCGGAUGAUGACCAUGGAAGUGAUAAGUUUCGUGAUGGUGAUGGUGUGAAGUUAACUGAUAGGGGAGAUUCCAUUAUAGACUGGUCUGCCGUGGAAUCUGUACAUGUUGAUGUGGCAAAACCAGGGGUGGUGGUGGUUGGAGAUGUGGAGGGAAGUGAAGAGGUGAAAGUUAAGGAGAUGCCGAUCAUGGCUGAUGAUGGCGUUCUUAAAGUUGAUAAUAAGUUUGAUCAGAUUGGCAAUGUUAAGGACGGUGGCAAUGAACUUCAACCUUAUAAAUCAACUGAGGAGACGGGAGAAAGUGACUCUAUUGUGGAUUCCUCUACUGUGAACACUGUUUAUAUCAGUCCAGCUGAGCCAGGGAUUGUGGUUGUCGGGAGUGAAAAUGGGGAAAAAAAUGCAGAGUUGGAGGAGGAGGGUAACCCAUAUUUAGAGGAAUCAAAUGAUCUGACAGCUGUAUAUGAUGGAAAUCUUGAAUUGGCUCCUAAAGAUACAGUAGAGGUAGCCAAAGUCGAGUCUGAUGGGCCAAAUCUCGAUGUUAAUAGUCUGGAAGAGUCUGAGAAUGUAAGAGAUGGAGAAGGGGAAGCUCCUGUUGCUGAAAGUUCAAAUCUUGGUUCAGUUGAUAAAAAAGAGGAAUCAUCAAUGGCAGCUGAGGCUAAUGCAGAGGUUGGGGAAGUUGUUUCUGAAAAGAAAGUUGCUGAAGAAGGCAGCCAAGCUGCUGAGGACGUUGUUUCUACACGUGAAUUCAGCGCUGAAAACAAACAAUCUCUUGCAGAGUAUGGAUCUGAGAGUGAUGAAGAGACUGACGAGAUGAUUUUUGGGAGUUCCGAAGCUGCAAAACAGUUUUUGGAAGAGCUUGAAAAGGCUUCUUCUGGUAUUGAUGCUCAUUCUAAUGAAGCAAACAUUUCUAACAAUCAGCCCGAGGGAAUUGAUGGUCAAAUUGUUACUGAUUCUGAGGAUGAAGUAGACAGUGAUGACGACAGAGAGGAACAAUUAUUUGAUUCUGCGGCCUUGUCUGCCCUUUUGAAGGCAGCGACUGGCGGAAGUUCAGAAGGUGGAAAUUUUACUAUAACAUCUCAGGAUGGGACGAGGCUUUUCUCUGUGGAACGUCCUGCUGGGUUGGGUUCAUCCUUACGAUCUGUGAAACCUGGUGCCUCUCGUCCAAACCGCUCCAAUCUCUUCGCCCAACCAAAUGCCACCACAGGUGGGGAGAAUGAGAGUAACUUGAGCGAGGAAGAGAGAAAGAAGUUGGAGAAGUUGCAAAGCUUGCGUGUGAAAUUUCUGCGUCUGAUGCAAAGGUUGGGGCAUUCUGCAGAAGAUUCAAUAGCUGCACAGGUUCUGUACCGGUUGGCCCUUCUUGCUGGGAGGCAAACUGGUCAAUUAUUCAACCUUGAUGCUGCAAAAAAGAUGGCCAUGGAGCUUGAAGCUGAGGGAAAAGAUGAUUUGGAUUUCUCCCUCAACAUUCUGGCCCUUGGAAAAGCCGGGGUUGGUAAAAGUGCUACGAUAAAUUCCAUCUUGGGCGACCAGAAAGCCUCCAUUGAUGCUUUUCGACCUUCCACCACUUCCGUGAGAGAAAUAUCAGGGACAGUCGGUGGGGUCAAGAUUACAGUCAUUGACACCCCAGGUCUGAAGUCUUCCGCCAUGGAUCAAAGUACAAAUUCCAAGCUAUUAUCAUCGGUAAAGAAGGUAACCAAGAAGUGUCCCCCAGAUAUUGUUCUCUAUGUUGACCGUCUUGAUGCCCAGAACAGGGACCUAAACAAUCUGCCCUUGCUACGGACGAUCACUGCAAACCUCGGUUCAUCCAUAUGGAAGAAUGCCAUAGUGACAUUGACCCAUGCUGCUUCUGCCCCUCCUGAUGGGCCAUCAGGAACCCCUUUGAGCUAUGACGUGUUUGUUGCUCAGUGCUCGCAUAUUGUUCAGCAAUCUAUUGGCCAGGCUGUUGGUGAUCUUCGUCUGAUGAAUCCAAGCCUGAUGAAUCCGGUUUCUCUUGUUGAGAAUCAUCCGUUGUGCAGAAAGAACCGGGAUGGAGAGAAGGUUCUCCCCAAUGGCCAGACUUGGAGGCCUCAGUUGUUGCUGUUGUGCUACUCCUUGAAGAUUCUGUCAGAAGCAAAUUCUCUGUUGAAACCUCAAGAACCUUUAGACCACCGCAAACUGUUUGGGUUCCGUGUCCGUUCCCCACCUCUCCCAUACUUGUUGUCUUGGCUGUUGCAGUCUCGUACCCACCCGAAGCUCUCUGCUGAUCAAGGCGGUGACAGUGUAGAUUCUGACAUCGAACUUGACGAUGUUUCUGAUUCUGAGCAGGAAGAUGGGGAUGGUGACGAGUACGAUCAGCUUCCGCCCUUUAAGCCUCUUAGAAGAAGCCAGCUUGUCAAACUGACAAAGGAACAGAGAAAGGCUUACUAUGAAGAGUAUGAUUACCGGGUGAAGCUCCUGCAGAAGAAGCAGUGGAGGGAGGAGUUGAGGAGAAUGAGGGAAAUGAAGAAAAAGGGGAAGAAGGCUGGUGAAAAUGAGUACGGCUACUUGGGAGAGGAGGAGGACCCGGAAAAUGCUGCUCCAGCCGCUGUGCCAGUUCCUUUACCCGAUAUGGUCCUUCCCCCUUCGUUUGACGGUGAUAACCCAGCUUUCCGUUACCGUUUCUUGGAACCCACUUCCCAGCUACUCACCAGGCCAGUGCUGGACACCCAUGGCUGGGACCAUGAUUGUGGAUACGACGGUGUCAAUGUGGAACACAGUCUUGCUGUAGCAAACCGUUUCCCUGCUGCAGUUACCGUCCAAGUCACCAAGGACAAGAAGGAAUUCAAUAUCCAUCUGGAUUCCUCGGUCUCCGCUAAGCACAGUGAGAAUGGAUCCACCAUGGCCGGGUUCGAUAUCCAGAACGUAGGUAAGCAGCUGGCGUAUGUUGUCAGGGGAGAAACCAAGUUCAAGAACUUGAAGAAGAACAAGACAACACUUGGAGGGUCGGUCACGUUCUUGGGUGAGAACGUUGCAACCGGUGUCAAACUCGAGGACCAGAUCACAGUCGGGAAACGGCUCGUCCUCGUGGGCAGCACCGGUACCAUGCGAUCACAGGGCGACUCAGCGUAUGGCGCGAACCUCGAAAUCAGGCUGAGAGAAGCUGAUUUCCCAAUAGGCCAAGACCAAUCAUCUCUCGGGCUGUCUCUGGUGAAGUGGAAAGGUGAUUUAGCCCUCGGAGCUAACCUCCAAUCUCAAGUCUCAGUGGGAAGGCACUCCAAGAUCGCCGUUCGUGCCGGUCUGAACAACAAAAUGAGCGGACAAAUCACUGUCAGAACCAGCAGUUCCGAUCAGCUGCAGAUUGCACUGGCAGCUAUUAUUCCCAUUGCCAUAGCCAUCUACAAGAGCAUCCGACCAGGAGGAGAUACGAGCGAGAAGUACUCCAUGUACUGAAACAUGUCUGCAUGCAAUUUCCUUGGCCGGAGAAGGAUGAAUCUUUAGGUUAUGAAUUGUACGCAAUGCUUUUGUUUUGUCCCUUCAAUAAAAACCCUUAUGAGAUUAGGACAAAGUUGUAUUUUCUUCUAUUGAGAUGCACAACACUUCAGGAUUAUCCAUAGUUCCUCUUGAACAUGAUCAUCAUUCAAAUU
This is a messenger RNA of Tarenaya hassleriana, 4601 nucleotides long. RefSeq names its product translocase of chloroplast 159, chloroplastic-like. NCBI's taxonomy places the organism in Eukaryota, Viridiplantae, Streptophyta, Magnoliopsida, Brassicales, Cleomaceae. Gene Ontology annotation, molecular function: GTPase activity; GTP binding. The coding region runs from base 175 to 4407 and encodes 1410 amino acids. The transcript has 3 exons. Gene Ontology annotation, cellular component: chloroplast outer membrane. Gene Ontology annotation, biological process: protein targeting to chloroplast. The record is from RefSeq and is a predicted model, not a curated record.